Mugil cephalus (flathead mullet) is the source of this 4913-nucleotide messenger RNA. RefSeq names its product FYVE, RhoGEF and PH domain-containing protein 6-like. The transcript has 21 exons. Gene Ontology annotation, molecular function: guanyl-nucleotide exchange factor activity; metal ion binding. NCBI's taxonomy places the organism in Eukaryota, Metazoa, Chordata, Actinopteri, Mugiliformes, Mugilidae. The record is from RefSeq and is a predicted model, not a curated record. The coding region runs from base 460 to 4266 and encodes 1268 amino acids. Gene Ontology annotation, cellular component: cytoplasm.
AAAUUCCUGUGCAGCAAUUACAAAGUCUUAUAGACGACACUCUGAUCUCAGGUUAAGUAGACUGUAGUUGACCCAGUGAUAAUGUGCUAUUAAACUGUUUAUUGUUACUAUUAUUUAGAUGUCAGGCUUGAUUAAUGCUACAAUUUAACAUUAUCCAACCUUUUGUUAUGAAUGACUUUGUGAAGUUUGUGGCCGCUGAGGACCCCUAGUGGAUAGUUCGUGCAAAAGGACUCUUGUUCAGCCGUCGCAGCGCAGACACCAGCAGCUGGUGGUGGUGCGGCUCCGGAGGGGAUAACUUGUUAGCAGCGGGAUCACAAGUGCUGCUCGAAGAUGAAGUAACUGGAAAAUGUCGAUUUUUGAUAGGUAACUCACGUUGAGUCGACGGCGCGUAGUUUAUCCGCACACGAAGGGUGUGUUUCUGAUGCGCUGAUUUAUGAGGAGCGACAAAACAGAAGCGAAAUGAGUGAAGGCAUGCAUAAGCCACCUGUGGCCCCUAAACCAAAGCUGGCUCACCACCAGAUGCCACCGCUGUCUCCUUCCAUCCCCAGAAGGCCUGGCCUCUCGCUCCCGUCCCCAGGCACCCGGAGGAAGGUGAAACCGGUGCUAGCCCCCAAACCCUGCCUGUCGAAACUCACCGCUGGUGUGGAAUCCAAGCCGAUCAAGAGCCCGCAGCGCGCAUCUGUAGCAGAAACCCCUCGGACCGUGGGGCUUCUUACCUCCCACAACGGAAUACGGCAGGAGAACAAAAAGCCCGACUGGGAUUACAUCAUUCCCAUUUGCCUGUGCAGCCAAGAAAACUGCACGUGCACCAAGAGCACACCAGCAGACAAAGACAAGGCGGAGAAAGACUUAAAAACAUUGCACAGGGGUAAAGGUGAAGAACAUAUAAAGGCAGUGCCUACACCUCGAGGUAACCCGGAUAAAGGCAGAGGGAACACAGACAAAGAUAGAUGUCAAGAGGUGACGACUCCCUCCACCUGUACCCACCUCACUAGCCAUAAACAUUUUGAGGAGACACUUCCAGUGGACACAAACCUCAACACGGACGUUGACACCUCCAGUCCAGGGGUGACUGUUAGGCCACCUCUUCCUCACAGAAAAUGGAGCAACGAGCCAAAUGCCAUCACAGUACCUCUGAAUGCACCUGGACGAGGACCAGAGGAAGAUGGUCUUGGCACAGAGCAAAGCAGCGUGCCCCAACCCAAACCAGUCCCAGCAGUGCCUAGGAAGCCCGUCCCUGUCCCUGUACCACGGAAACCCAGGACGGCUGUUCGGGGCGAUCAGGAAAAGGUGGAGGCCAAGAGGGAAGAGACAGUAAGUCAGGAAGGGAGGGAAAUAAACGUCAAAGAGGUGAAGGUAUCAUCAGAGGGGAAGGGUAGCUCAUCGCUGUCUGUCAGUGUACCUGAUAGUGAAAACAAUCAACCAAUUUUUCUGUCCGCAAGACGGGUCUGUGCCCCGCCUGCCCCUCCGCCCAGGAAAAAGCUUUUUCUGUCUGAACCCGAGAAAGAACCAGCCCCUGCUCCUCACACACGAAAGGAUAUGAAGGAGGAAGAGGAGCUGGGCUGGCACAUUUAUGAGAUGGAGGUAUCGGUUGAUCAGGGGGAUGAAGAGAUGCAGAAGAAAGCAGCAGAUGAUCGGGAGGCAGCUGAUGGCGACUUCGCAUCUCACACUCCUUCUCGCGCUCUGCUGAGUCAGCUGGAGCUCAGACAGCCUCUUGCCAUGGCUGUGGCAGCCGAGGAGAAUGGGCCGACUAAAGUAGCUCCAAAGAAGCCGCAGAGACCGAGCUACUCAAUGGCUUUUAUUCAGGAGAAGGAAUCCACUGAGAAGAGAGAACGGUGGAAAUCAGAAGUCCAUCCUUCACAAGAUUCUGCUUUUAAAGAUGUAACAGCGAGGGAGCAGCCUUUGCCUCUGAACGAGAACCCAGUCAGGAAUAAGUCUUCACGCUCCAGCCUGAACAAACACAAGGCCAAGUCCUUCACUGCUGCCGACCUCAUUCGCUCUGACAGACAGAAGAGGAACUCCUUCAGGAAACUGCUCGACUUGAAGCUCUCAGUGAAGAUGAUACCCAAGCUGAUGUCAAAGGGCGGCCACAGCCCAGACUCCACUACAAGCGACAAAGAUCAGAGCAUUCACAAGGACCAAGAUGAAUAUCACAGCCCCUCUCAGUGUCUCAGCGUUGAACGUAAAUUGUCCUGUCCGCUUGUUGGAGUGGAGCAAAGCGUGGACGGAGAUGAGUUUUUUCCUAAACCAAAACAAGACUCUAUCUACGAGAACAUCAAUGUCUAUGAGGAGAUAACAGAUUACAUUAAUGUGCCCAAGGCAGGGGCGUCCCCUCCGGCCUCCUACUUGCAGCCUACAUCAUGGGAAAACACAAUGUAUAAUGAUGAGGGUAUUUAUGAGGAGCAGGAGCCAUACAUGUCCCUGUCGAAAGGCACUGGUCAGCAUCAGCCAACGGAUGAUGACAGGAGCUCAGUCGAUGAGGAGAUCGCGUUCAUGAAUGAAGUGCGCUCGGAUGAUGACGUUGAGGUCAACAGUUCGGAUGAGGAGGACGAGGAUGACAGCAGCUCCUUCUCAAGUAAAGGUGACCAUGAGCAGCCAGAGAACACAGAUUUGCAGAAAGAAGAGAAGAAGAAAAACAAGAUAUACUACAUUGCCAAAGAAAUCAUGACUUCUGAGAGUGUGUUUGUUGAUGUCCUGAAGCUUCUUCACAUUGAGUUCCGUGAGUCUGUGUCUAAAGCUCAGCAGAAUGGGAAACCUGUGAUCGAGGAGCGUCUUCUCAACCAGAUCCUGUACUCGCUGCCGCAGCUGUACGAACUCAACCAAAACCUGCUCAUAGAGCUCAGCCAGAGAGUGGCUGAAUGGAAUGACAAUGCGAAGCUUGCAGACAUUUUCUUGAAGAAAGGGCCCUACUUGAAGAUGUACUCCACAUACAUCCGUGAGUUCGACAAGAAUGUGGCUCUACUGGAAGAGCAGACCAAGAAGAACCAAGCAUUCGGCGCUUUAGUGCGAGAAUUUGAGGCAAGUCCACGCUGCGCCAACCUGGCUUUGAAGCAUUACCUCCUGAAGCCUGUUCAGAGGAUUCCUCAGUAUCAGCUGCUGCUCACAGACUACCUAAAAAGCCUGUCUAAAGACUCGGCCGACUACAAAGACACUGAAGCUGCCCUCGCUAUUGUGAAAGAAGUGGCCAAUCAUGCAAAUGACAUCAUGAAACACGGGGAUAACUUCCAGAAGUUGAUUCAGGUGCAGUACCGCCUGAAUGGCCGCCAUGAGAUAGUCCAGCCUGGCCGGGUCUUCCUCAAAGAGGGCGUCCUGAUGAAGCUGUCCAGGAAGGUCAUGCAGCCCAGAAUGUUUUUCCUGUUUAACGACACACUGCUAUACACCAAACCUGCGCAAUCAGGCCAGUACAAUCUCAGGAACAUGCUGUCGCUGGCGGGGAUGAAGGUUAGCAAACCAAGCCAAGAGGCUCUUAACAAUGAACUGAACAUUGAGAGUGUGCAACGCUCCUUCAUUCUAUCUGCAAGUUCUCCUGCAGAGCGAGAUGAGUGGCUUGAUGCUCUUUCCGCAGCCAUCACCGACUACACCAAGAAGAAAAUCAGUUUUAUACCGGGCAAGCCUGCAGAUGAGUUAAUAGUCAUUGAUAGUGACGAUAGGGGUCCCUUGGGAUCCAAAGCCCCCAUAUGGAUCCCUGACGUGCGGGUCACAAUGUGUAUGAUCUGUGCCUGUGACUUCACGUUAACAUGGAGGAGACAUCACUGCCGUGCAUGUGGAAAGGUGGUGUGCCAGUCUUGUUCGUCCAAGAAACACCGGCUUGCAUUUCGAAAGAAUGAGCUAUCUCGAGUGUGUGAUCAGUGUUAUGUCACUCUUGAGCAGCAAAAAACAACAUCAGCAACGUUGUCCCCUGGACUAAGAUCUACAUUCACCUUCCACAGGAAGCAGAAAAAGAUACCUGCCGCCCUCAAAGAGGUGUCCGCGAAUACAGACAACUCCUCCAUGAGUGGGUAUCUGCAGAGGUCCAAGGGAAAGAAGCAUGGGAAGAGGCUGUGGUUUGUCAUCAAAGACAAGGUCUUGUACACGUAUGCAGCGAGUGAGGAUGUUGCAGCCUUGGAGAGUCAGCCCCUGUUAGGAUUUGUGUUGAAAGUUGAUUCUUCACAGACGUUGCAGUUUAAGCUCUACCACAAAAAGACACUUUACUACAUGUUUAAAGCUGACGACAAACAAACAGCCCAAAGGUGGAUUGAUUCAUUCAAAGAAGCCACUGUGCUCUGAUACGUCUGUGAAGCUGUUUGCUGUUUUUUUUCAUCCUUGCCAGAAAAUGUCUUACCUCAGUGCUCUCUGAAUUCUACAACAAACAUCUGGAGACACCCAAACUCUUUUAUUGAAAUGCUAACCUAAAUGUGAUAUUUUAUUGUAGUGUUUUCAUCCAUUUUACUGCAGUUGCCUUUUUAAAUAGUUAUUAGAGCAGUGGUUUUAUUUUUGCAUGCUAACAUGCGUCUUUUUCACUAAUACUUAUUUGGUUUUGGCUCCAACAUAAAUAUUGUUACAAUAUGAUCUGUAGUGCUUUUAGGCUUUUACACAUCGAUUAUGCCAAUAUUUCUAUUGUCAAAUAUUCUGCUUGGGUUUCCAGAGCACAUGUUUGUUAUCUAUCAAAACGCUUUGAUUCACAGAGGUGGGAAAAAAAAAAAAAUCAGAUGCACGUUUGUUUUGUUUUUUUAACACCUGACAAGUGGCCUUAGAGCUUUUUUCUUUAACCUUUUAAGACGUUCGGUAAAUUUUGAUAUUACCCUUGAGUCUUAAUGGUGUAACAUUCACUGUUAUGUACCAUAAUGUGUCUUGAGUGACUGUACAUAAUUAUAUCCUUGCACACAUGUAAAUAGAGGUGAUUAUAAAUUAAAUGUAAUCAACAACCCUGUGAA